CAGCACAGAGGAACGAUGCGAAAGAAGGAUUGGUAGGCUUACUACGCAAGAUUGAUUCAUUAUGGAUUUUGAUGAGCGGGUCCCAGUUGGGUCUAAUAUGUAUUUGCCCGGCAGCUGCACCUAUUACGUCUCCGGAACAGACUUCCCUAGUCUCCCUUCGUUUAUGUCCCACCAGAGUCAGUCGUCUUGUCCCAUGACAUAUUCCUACCAAUCUUCAACUCUACCACAGGUUCCGUCCGUCAGAGAGGUAGCUUUCAGGGACUAUGGGAUUGAUACCUCCAGUAAAUGGCACCACUAUAGGGGAAGUCUGUCACACUGCUACCCUACAGAGGACAUUGUUCAUAGAGACUGUCUAUCAAGCUCGACGUCUUUGGGGGAAAGAUUCGCGAAAAACAACUCCAGUGGUGCCUAUCAUUCCAACUCCAAUCCCACGUCAGGGCUAUAUGGCAGUGUGAGAAGGAAUGGUGUGCUACCACAAGCCUUUGAUCAGUUUUUCGAUAAUGCCUACGCGAGUGCAGACACGGCACCGACAAACGAACACUCUGCGGACAGAACUGCCAACAAACUACCUACAGUUCCGGCGAACGACUCCGACACGUGCCGGGAUACAGACGACAGAACGCCGCGCGAGGAGAGCUGCAGCCCGGUGUCUUCUUCCGGCAACAAUGAGGAGAAAUAUAGCGGCCGCAUUGGACAGAGAACGCGUAAGAAGAGAUGUCCAUACACAAAAUACCAAAUCAGGGAACUGGAGAGGGAAUUCUUUUUUAGUGUUUACAUCAACAAGGAGAAACGUCUUCAACUUUCGAGGAUGCUCAAUCUCACCGACCGUCAAGUGAAAAUUUGGUUUCAAAACAGGAGAAUGAAAGAGAAGAAACUAAAUAGAGACCGUUUGCAGUAUUAUACCACAAACCCUUUGCUGUAACUCUUGAUGGAUGGUGUCUUCCUCUCAGACAAGGCAUGAAGCUCAAUGGCUAAUUUCAAGUUCGUUACUUGCCUACUGUCUGUAAAUUCCAACGUCUUCAGUCUGAAAGACGAACAUUAAUGGGCCGACAUGUAUAGAUUUCUUUGUCCAACACAAUAACUACGGUUAAAAUGUUGUCUUGUUAUUGUUAUCAGGUAUUUUAAAUAUUCGUUGUUCUUGUUCAUAGUAGUGUAAUGAUAAUUUAAUUUAGCUAUUUUGUUGUUACGAAGUGUUUGUUACCAAAAGACAACAUGUAUAUUUGAGUUGUGCCAGUAUAUAAAGUCAGAAUUUUCCUGUAAAUAAUUUUCCUCCAAAGCUUAAUGCAUGAAUUUACGCCCAUUAUUGCCUUUUUUAUGUCAAAUUCGAACUGUUACACAUUUGUCAUUGCAUUUGUUAAUAUGUACUAUGCACCUACAAAGGGGAAACUUAUUUUCAAGGUGAGAAGGCAUGAUUUAUGAUUUAAUCUGUGUUGCUUUGGUUGUUUGUUGUCGCCAUGCAUUACUGACGAACAGAAGAAGUCUAAAGCUGAAUAUAGGCCUAACGCUUAAGCAUUGAUUGUCCUUGCUUUUAUUCUCGUUAAAUAUUCGACAUAAUACAAAUGUUGUAUAGUAAAAAAAAAAAUUCAAUCAACACUGAUACUUUAAAGUGAGAGUUUUGUAUAGGCUAUAGCCUAAGUUCUAAAUGUCAGAACAUGUCAGUCAUUUGUCUGCGUUUUAGCAAGAGAGAAGUUGAUCUGAUCCAUUGGGCCCAAUUUGCCUAUUUAUAGGACAUGUUAGCUGUGUUGGAUUUUUAAUUGUUUGUCCUCAUCUUUUAGCCUUUUAAAAUGUUACUCUAUGUAAACGACUGUUUUUUUCAACACACCUCGGAGAGACGAGUGUUCGAGAUUGUUACAUGUGUUGGCUUAGAAUUUCUAAUUGGGAUGAAUAAGGGUAGGCUAUAUGAUAUCGAGAAUAUAUCUACUUGUGUGUUUCAACAUAAAACGUGUCUGGACAGGGUCAUAUCAAAUGUAUGAUGUAUUAGACUUUAUAUUGCCUACAUGAGCCGAAAUGGGAUCUGUUGCAAUUUCCGUUAAAUAUCCAUUACGGAACUUCCACCCAAAGGUUGACCAGCACGUUCUUUUUUAUUCAACUUUAUGUACCACCCUAAACCAUCUAUCACUGGACGACUUUUAUAUCUUCUGCAGUGUAAAUGGCCCACUUAAACGUAAUAGUUUAAAAACAAUAGGCCUACUAAAAGAGGAUAUAUAUAUAUAUAUCUUAUAUUACAUAGCCUAAAUAAAAUAGCUAAGGUUGCCUACAUUGAAAUACCGUGAUUCAUCGUUGUUUUCUCAUUUAGGCUGUUGACAAUUUUAGGCCAAUUUAUGUGCUAUUGUGUAUUUGCCUAAAUUAAAGAUGACUGAUGUUUAUCAAUAUUUCGUUUACUGUCAACGUCUGUAUUUACGUUCAUGAAUAGUGAGAAGAACCAUUUUGAGGGGUGGCAGUCAUAAGCUGAUAGUAGUGUAGCAUAUAGGC
Esox lucius (northern pike) is the source of this 2472-nucleotide messenger RNA. RefSeq names its product homeobox A11b (gene hoxa11b). Gene Ontology annotation, biological process: regulation of transcription by RNA polymerase II; anatomical structure development. Bases 62 to 922 code for a protein of 286 amino acids. NCBI's taxonomy places the organism in Eukaryota, Metazoa, Chordata, Actinopteri, Esociformes, Esocidae. The record is from RefSeq and is a predicted model, not a curated record. Gene Ontology annotation, cellular component: nucleus. The transcript is spliced from 2 exons. Gene Ontology annotation, molecular function: DNA-binding transcription factor activity, RNA polymerase II-specific; RNA polymerase II cis-regulatory region sequence-specific DNA binding.